Molecule: messenger RNA, 2447 nt
Organism: Helianthus annuus (common sunflower)
Lineage: Eukaryota; Viridiplantae; Streptophyta; Magnoliopsida; Asterales; Asteraceae
Product: MACPF domain-containing protein CAD1
Exons: 7
Coding region: 496-2241 (581 amino acids)
Biological process (GO): plant-type hypersensitive response; regulation of salicylic acid mediated signaling pathway
Cellular component (GO): plasma membrane
Source: RefSeq, a predicted model, not a curated record
AAAAAGUAAAAUCACAUGAAAUUUGGCAAUAUAAAUCCGAGUCAAAGGCCGUGUUUUGGACUCAAACACUUGUAGAAAAUUCUUGGUAAAUCGUUGCACAGUACGUAGCCAAAGAAAGUGACACUGAGUCAAUCACAAGUCGGUCAGAUACCUUUUCUGUUGAUGAAUUUGAGAUGGGUUUUCGAUCUUUGAACCUUAAGUUGUCACAUCGGUAAAUCUUUAAUCUUUUUUUCACUGUUACAGCUCCUUUGAUUCAAGAAUCUUGUUCUUUUUCAAGAACCCUAAUUGGGUUUUGAAAAAAAAUAUCCAAUCUUUAGCUGUUAAAUCACUUCAGUUAGCCCUAAUUCGAAAAGGGUUUGGAUUAAACCUAGUUUCUUGGGGUUUACGAGGUGGGUUUGUUGUUUAAUCCCCAAAUUGUUGCUAAAUUGAAUCUGAAAAAUUGGGGGUUUGUGGUUAAAAAUUGAAUCUUGAAUCUUGAUAUUGGGGUUUGAUGAGAUGGAGGAAAAUGCAGCAGCUUUACAUACUGCUAUGAAUUCUGUACAAGCAUUGGGUAAGGGCUUCGAUGUUAAUUUCGAUACAAGGUUGCUGUAUUGUAAAGGGGUAGCAGGGUCUAAGGUUGUGGAGAUUGAUGAAGAACACACAAGGGAUCUUUGGAUUUAUGAUAAUUUGGUUGUGCCGAAUGUGUCGAGAGAUGUAGAGAAUUAUCAGGAUUCGAUUGACCGUGUUAUGUCCGGGGUUUGCAGUUAUCAUGAGAUGGUCGAGUAUUUCAACAAGAGAGCUAACCUAUCAGGAAACGUUCCUCUCGGUAGCUUCAAUGCUGCGUUUAGUUUUACGGGUUCAAAACAUGUAGAUUCCGCAGCAACUAAAACCCUAUGUAUGGAUGGUUAUUUCAUCCCGCUUUCUAAAUUUCAGCUCACAAAACCGUCUUUAGUGUUGCACGAAAGUGUUAAACGAGCAGUUCCCGCAACGUGGGACCCACCAGCCUUAGCAAGCUUUAUCGAGAAUUUUGGCACACAUGUAAUCACAUCGGUUACAAUUGGCGGUAAAGAUGUAAUAUAUGUGAAACAACACCAAUCGUCACCUUUGUCGACCGCUGAAAUAAAAAACUAUGUUCAAGAUAUAGGAAACCAGAGGUUCACCAACCCUGAAAACCUUACCAAUUCCGGUCUUUUGAGACACAAGGAAAAGGGUGGCGAUCCAUCGUUGUUUAGUAGCCAAGGCGUAUAUCCUCAACCCGCAAGUGCACCAUCACUUGGUGGAAAUGCAAAGGAAGAUGUAACGGUUAUUUUUAGAAGAAGGGGAGGAGAUGAUUUAGAGCAAAGCCAUAUUCAAUGGGGUAAAACUAUAAAAUACUCUCCGGAUGUCAUCGCCAUGUCAUUCGUUCCCAUCACUUCUCUUCUAGACGGAUUAUCCGGAAAGGAGCAUUUGACCCGCGCUAUAGAUCUUUACCUUGAAUACAAGCCUCAGAUCGAAGAGCUGAGAUAUUUCCUCGAGUUCCAGGUGGCACGAGUGUGGGCCCCGUUACAAGACCGGCCUGCAGGACAUCAAAGAAAGGAGCCCGUUUGUCCUUCUUUACAAUUUAGCAUGAUGGGCCAAAAGCUUUAUGUUUCUCAAGAUCAGAUAUCGGUGGGACGCAAGCCUGUUACAGGCAUACGAUUAUGCUUAGAAGGUGCAAAACAUAACCGAUUAGCCAUUCAUAUCCAACACCUGCAAUCCCUCCCAAAAAUCCUCCGUCCAUACUGGGACACACACGUAGCCAUUGGCGCACCCAAGUGGCUAGGACCCGAGGAGCAAGACAGCCGGUGGUUCGAGCCCGUUAAGUGGAAAAACUUCUCUCAUGUCAGCACCGCACCAAUCGAGAGCCCUGAAGCCUUUAUCGGAGACUCAUGUGGGGUGCACAUCGUCACUGGGGCCCAGCUUGGUGUCUGGGAUUUCGGGUCAAGAAACGUUCUUUACAUGAAGCUUUUAUAUUCCCGGUUACCCGGUUGCACUGUUCGAAGAUCUUUGUGGGACCACUCUCCGACCGACAAGUCAAAGUGGUCAACUGACAAUGGAAACAGUGUCGGUGAUUCGAGCUCAGGUUCAGGAAGUAAUAAUAAGCUGGUAAAGUUUGUCGAUACGUCGGAGAUGAGUAAGGGGCCCGCGGAUCCGCCGGGUCAUUGGGUGGUUACUGGUGGUAAGCUUGGUGUGGAGAAAAAGAAAAUUGUAUUGAGACUCAAGUAUUCUCUGCUAAACUAUUGAGUGUGGUUAAGUUGGUACCGGGCCGGAUCAUGGUGUAUCGUUUCGGAUUUUUGUUUCUUGGUAGGAGUGUUUUAACUUAUGUAGAAAGUUUCCGAAUAUUUUGCUCUUGGGUCGCGUCGCGUAUUAACGAUGUAUGGACAAUUAUGUAUCGUAUAAAUCGCGUUACAGUCUAGGAUUGUAAAUUGGACAAUUAUUUUUAACAAAAA